Molecule: messenger RNA, 836 nt
Organism: Perca flavescens (yellow perch)
Lineage: Eukaryota; Metazoa; Chordata; Actinopteri; Perciformes; Percidae
Product: activating molecule in BECN1-regulated autophagy protein 1-like
Exons: 2
Coding region: 354-836 (160 amino acids)
Source: RefSeq, a predicted model, not a curated record
UUUAUGGGAAACAUCCGUGUGUCCAGACGAGGUUCACAGCAGCAGCGUCAGACACCUUUCUGGUGUGCAAAGACAUAGAAAACGCCACGCAGCCGCCGCACAACAGAAACGCCACGCAGCCAGUGUGCAGGAGGCCUUACUCUUGUUUCCUCUCCCCAGAUGUCCCUCCUGAGACUGCGUCUACGAGUGGAUCGGCUCCGGGGCAGCCGGCGGCAUCCCCCCAGGCCAGCAGCCAGGGCGAAGCUUCAGCGGAGCCCAACACAUCCACAGCUGGCACGGGAGAGUCAGCGGGGGAGUCGGCCUCGGGGGAGGAUGCUCUGGCUCGUAUCCGGCGUCUGAUUGCCGAGGGCGGCAUGACGGCCGUGGUCCAGCGGGAGCAGAGCACCACGAUGGCGUCGAUGGGCGGCUUCGGCAACAACAUCAUUGUGAGCCACCGCAUCCACCGCGGCUCGCAGACCGCCGCCGGGGCGUCCCGUUCGCCGCCGGCAGACCCCUCCUCCUCCUCCUCCACCUCCUCCUCCUCCUCUUCCUCGGCGCCCCUCCUCAUCCCGCAGACGUCCAACCCGGCCGAGCAGCUCGCCAUGUGGGGCCCGCGGGCGCCGCCGGGGCUCUCGCUCGCCGUGGACAUGGACGACGUGUUCGAUGGCGUGCGAACGGACGACGACGAAGACUCGUCUUCUCCCCCACGCCCCUCCUCUUCCUCCAUGCUGCUGUCGUCCUCUUCCUCGGCCUCCUCCUCUUCCUCUCGGAGCCCACGCGGCGGCGGCGGUGGUGGCGGCGGGGGGGGGGGGGCGGGCGUCUCCAACGGUUACCCUGGCGACCCAUACAGCAGGUAG